Molecule: messenger RNA, 714 nt
Organism: Penicillium robsamsonii
Lineage: Eukaryota; Fungi; Ascomycota; Eurotiomycetes; Eurotiales; Aspergillaceae
Product: Zn(II)2Cys6 transcription factor domain-containing protein
Exons: 3
Coding region: 1-714 (237 amino acids)
Biological process (GO): regulation of DNA-templated transcription
Molecular function (GO): DNA-binding transcription factor activity, RNA polymerase II-specific; zinc ion binding
Source: RefSeq, a predicted model, not a curated record
AUGUCGGAGUCAGCGCCAUCCUUGGAGUCAGUGCACUCACAUUUGAAUGAUAAUGUUCGGAAGAGAGUGCCCAAGGCAUGUGACCAAUGUCGACUGAGGAAAACCAAGUGUGAUGGUGCUCACCCUUGUUCAAGAUGUCAAGUAUACAAUGCGAUAUGCAUUUUUGGUGACCGGAAGAAAGCCCAAGAAAAGAUUUAUCCGAAAGGUUACGUCGAACUACUCGAACAGCAACAAAAGUACCUUAUCCUUGGGCUCCGAGAAUUCUAUCGACGGACUAUCAAUGGCGAAGAGUGGCCUGGUGGCCGACUGAAGACUAUGGCUAACGGUCUUCCACUGACUCACGAUUUGCUCGCUCGCCUUGGUAUUCUCAACGGAAUAGAGGGCGACCGUUUGAAAGAAAUUUCUCGUGAAUACCAACAAGAGCCCUUCUUUUCCGAUAACGGAGAUGAAGGAUACCCCGGUAGUAUGCCCAGUAAUCAGUCACCCAUCGAUGAAUCUCAAUUGUCGCCCGAUGCGUUCAACGAUCGCAAUAGACCAUCCCUUGAUGCCUCCAGAAACCUCCAAUCUACAAUUUCCUUUUGGAACAAUGAUGUAAAUAACGAUGAGAAACCCGAGGACGCACCAAUCUGGGAGGGGAAUGAUUCUCAUACCUUGUUCAACGAGAUGGAUCCAACUUACCUAGUAGGGUAUGCAGACGCUUUGCUGGAAGACUAG